This is a messenger RNA of Lottia gigantea (owl limpet), 564 nucleotides long. RefSeq lists its product as hypothetical. Lineage: Eukaryota; Metazoa; Mollusca; Gastropoda; Lottiidae. The record is from RefSeq and is a predicted model, not a curated record. Bases 1 to 564 code for a protein of 187 amino acids. The transcript has a single exon.
AUGGCAAAUAAAAUACUAGAUCCAAUCUUUAGAUUAUAUGAUCCGAUUCGUUAUUCGUUUAACAAGAAAAAAGAGGAUUAUAUUAUCAUCUCACCGACUGUUGGUUCUAAAUCCCAAUUGAAUGAUGGUGGUAGAAUUACCUUCGAAAUAAAUUCAUUAUCGAAUUGGUUGCUUCUUUCAGAUGCUUAUUUCAGAUGCGAUUUCAAAAUUAAAGAUGGAACUCAGAAUCAAGUUCCUCAAACUAAUACAACGUUAGAAAACAAUUUCUUUCCAUCUUUAUUUAGCGAGAUGGUUUUGGAAGCUGGUUCAAAUCCGAUAGAAACAAUUAAAUAUCCUGGGGAAUUCGACACAAUGUUGAAAACAGUUUUAUAUCCUAAAGAUUUCGAUUCAGUUUCAGGUUGGAUACCUGAUGUUGGUGAUGGAAGUGUUUUAAAAGAACCGGUAAGAAAUGUUGCAAAUGAUGCUGAUUUAGAUAGAGUUGCUCGAAACACGAUAGAAAGAGUAGCACGAGCAGCUAAUCAUGGAUUUGAAAAACGAGUACUUCAGUACAAUAAUAUUGUUUAG